This is a messenger RNA of Phoenix dactylifera (date palm), 962 nucleotides long. It is a transcript of the gene PNSL2, whose product is annotated as PsbQ-like 2. Gene Ontology annotation, biological process: photosynthesis; photosynthetic electron transport chain. Gene Ontology annotation, cellular component: photosystem II oxygen evolving complex; photosystem II; extrinsic component of membrane. Lineage: Eukaryota; Viridiplantae; Streptophyta; Magnoliopsida; Arecales; Arecaceae. The record is from RefSeq and is a predicted model, not a curated record. Gene Ontology annotation, molecular function: calcium ion binding.
GAACUUAAUACCCAACCUUCACUUUCCCCACGCUUCCACCACCAGUAGCUGUUACCUUGCAGAGAAUCCGAACGCAAUUCAUCAAGCUAGCUUCUUCCUCCAAUGGGCAGCUACGCGAAGCAUAUGAUCCUAUUCCAUGCGAACAUCACCAAGUCCCAAGGUGACCGCCAUCAUCGCCGGCUACAACAAGCAGUCCAUCCAAUAUCCUCAACUCGGGCCGCCGAGGAGAAGCCGAGGACGAGGCGGCGGUGGGCUCUGCUGUUCACGGUCAUGGCAGCCUCUCCGACGCCGGGGUUGAGGCGACCGCCACCGCCGGCCCGGGCGCAGAGCUGGGGCACGCAUUCGUUCCUGAAGGAGAAGUACUUCCAGCCGGGGCUGACGCCGGAGGAGGCGGCGGCGAGGAUCCGGCAGACGGCGGAGGGGCUGCGGGAGAUACGGCACAUGGUGGACACCAUGUCGUGGCGGUACGUGAUGUUCUACAUCCGGCUCAAGGAGGCCUACCUCGACUCCGACCUCAAGAACGCCAUGGCCACCGUCCCCGACGCCCGCCGCAAGUCCUACAUUAAGACUGCCAACGAACUCGUUGAUAGCAUAGCCGAGCUCGACCGUUAUGUGAGGUCUCCUAAGGUAUAUGAAUCCUACCUCUACUACGAGAAGACACUUAAAUCAUUGGAUGAACUGAUAGCAAUGCUGGCUUGAUUAUGGGAGACCAUAUGCGCUGAAGUUGGCUACGUUGUGUGAGCUGAAGGUUGAAUGAAAAGCAAUGAAUGGCCUACCAAAACAAAUCUGCAGCAAAAGAGCCUAUAUUGUUCGAUGCAAGAGACUUUUGAUGGAGCUUGCAGCAUCGGGUUGUAGCUUUAUCAAGGUGUAUUUAAGGGAAGACAGCAUUUUUUUCACUUCAUGCCUUCAUUAUGUUGUAGACCUUACUUCUUUGGUGUUAAAUUUUCUAAUUUGCAGAAAAA